Laetiporus sulphureus 93-53 is the source of this 724-nucleotide messenger RNA. RefSeq lists its product as uncharacterized. The annotation marks the transcript as partial. The transcript has a single exon. The record is from RefSeq and is a predicted model, not a curated record. Lineage: Eukaryota; Fungi; Basidiomycota; Agaricomycetes; Polyporales; Laetiporaceae.
AAUGUACACCUCAUUACACGCCUGGCUCCUUCGUUUCUACGGCGUCGGCGUCCUCACGCUCACGAACCUCUUCAUCUGGCAUUGCCCAACGAAAUCUGUGCUCCUCCCCUUCUUCCAGAACCACAUCGGCGAGAAUGCCCACCUUGACGUGAGAGUCGGAACGGGCUACUCUCCCGUGCACUCUGUGCCUCAGCUCGCAAAGACCAAGAACAUCGCCUUACUUGACCUGAACCGAAUACGCUGGAGCUUGCCGAGUCUCGCCUGCAUGCGGCGGGGUGAAAGGGGUCGAUCGAUAAGGUGCAGCAGAGCGUGUUCGACCCUCUCCCCGAGUCCUUGCACUCCAAGUUCGACUCCAUCUUGAUGUUCUAUGUGCUACCUUGCCUCCCGGGUGCCUUCCCGGUGAAGGCGAGCCAAGUAUUUGCCCAGCUGUCGAGGAGACUGGCACCGGUGGCGUGCUGUAUGGCUCCACGGUGUUAGGACGGAACGCGGACCACAACAUACGGGGCAGGAUCCUUGUGCGGCUGUACAACGACCUUGUUUGAAAAUGUAGAUGAUAGCUUCGAGGAUCUGAAGAAAGCACUGAGAGGCCAGUUUGAGGAGGUGUAGGUGGAGCAGGUCGGGGUUGGCGCGCUCUUUGUAGCGCGGAAACCUAUCCGACCGUGAACGUGUGCUAUGAGGGGCUGAGAUCCAGGUAAGUCAGCCGAUUCUUCUGCGUGUGCACGAG